This is a messenger RNA of Sciurus carolinensis (gray squirrel), 17097 nucleotides long. It is a transcript of the gene Kmt2c, whose product is annotated as lysine methyltransferase 2C. Gene Ontology annotation, cellular component: MLL3/4 complex; nucleus. The record is from RefSeq and is a predicted model, not a curated record. The transcript is spliced from 61 exons. NCBI's taxonomy places the organism in Eukaryota, Metazoa, Chordata, Mammalia, Rodentia, Sciuridae. Gene Ontology annotation, biological process: positive regulation of transcription by RNA polymerase II. Gene Ontology annotation, molecular function: transcription coactivator activity; histone H3K4 methyltransferase activity; histone binding. The coding region runs from base 234 to 15275 and encodes 5013 amino acids.
CCCCCGCGCGCCGCGAGCGCGCUCCCGCGCCGAUGUGUGUGAGUGCGUGUCCUGCUCGCUCCCCGCGGCCGCCUCUCCCGGUACCUGCUGCUGCUCCCGGGGCUGCGGGAAAUGCGAGAGGCUGAGCCGGGGAGGAGGAACCCGAGCAGCAGCGGCGGCGGCGGCGGCCGCGGCGGCGGGAGGAGCCCCCCAGGAGGAGGACCGGGACCCAUGUGUCUUUCCUGGUGACUAGGAUGUCGUCGGAGGAGGACCGGAGCGCGGAGCAGCCGCAGCCGCCGCCACCACCCCCCGAGGAGCCCGGAGCCCCGGCCCCGAGCCCCGCAGCCGCAGACAAAAGACCUCGGGGCCGGCCUCGCAAAGAUGGCGCUUCCCCUUUCCAGAGAGCCAGAAAGAAGCCUCGAAAUAGAGGAAAAACUACGGUGGAUGAUGAAGAUAGCAUGGAUGGGCUGGAGACAAUAGAAGCAGAAAAUAUCGUGGAAACAGCAGAAAUCAAAGAGCAGUCUGCAGAAGAGGAUGCCGAAACAGAAGUGGAUAGCAGCAAGCAGCCAGUCUCAGCUCUUCAGCGAUCUGUGUCUGAGGAAUCUGCAAACUCCCAGGUCUCUGUUGGUGUAGAAGCCAAAAUCAGUGAACAACUCUGUGCUUUUUGUUAUUGUGGGGAAAAAAGUUCCUUAGGACAAGGAGACUUAAAGCAAUUCAGAGUAACACCUGGAUUUAUCUUGCCGUGGAAAAACCAGCCUUCCAACAAGGACAUUGAUGACAACAGCAGCGGGACCUACGAGAAAAUGCAAAACUCAGCUCCACGUCGACAGAGAGGACAGAGAAAAGAGCGAUCUUCUCCACAGAGUUCAGUGUCUUGUGUAAGUGUAAGCACGCAGACAGCUUCCGAUGAUCAGGCUGGUAAACUGUGGGAUGAACUCAGUCUGGUUGGCCUUCCGGAUGCCAUUGAUGUCCAAGCCUUAUUUGAUCCUACAGGCACUUGUUGGGCUCAUCGUCGUUGUGUGGAGUGGUCUCUGGGAGUGUGCCAGGUGGAAGAACCAUUGUUAGUGAACGUGGAUAAAGCUGUUGUCUCAGGGAGCACAGAACGAUGUGCAUUUUGUAAGCACCUUGGAGCCAGUAUCAAAUGCUGUGAAGAGAAAUGUACCCAGAUGUACCAUUAUCCCUGUGCUGCAGGAGCUGGCACCUUUCAGGACUUCAGCCACUUCUUCCUUCUUUGUCCAGAACACAUUGACCAAGCUCCUGAAAGAUCAAAGGAAGAUGCAAACUGUGCAGUGUGCGACAGCCCGGGAGACCUCUUAGAUCAGUUCUUUUGUACCACUUGUGGUCAGCACUAUCAUGGAAUGUGCCUGGAUAUAGCGGUUACUCCAUUAAAACGUGCAGGUUGGCAAUGUCCUGAGUGCAAAGUGUGCCAGAACUGCAAACAAUCGGGAGAAGAUAGCAAGAUGCUAGUGUGUGAUACGUGUGACAAAGGGUAUCAUACUUUUUGUCUUCAACCAGUUAUGAAAUCAGUACCAACCAAUGGCUGGAAAUGCAAAAAUUGCAGAAUGUGUGUAGAGUGUGGCACACGGUCUAGUUCUCAGUGGCAUCACAAUUGCCUGAUAUGUGACGCUUGUUACCAACAGCAGGAUAAUUUAUGUCCUUUCUGUGGAAAGUGCUACCACCCAGAACUGCAGAAAGACAUGCUCCAUUGUAAUAUAUGCAAGAGAUGGGUUCACUUAGAAUGUGACAAGCCAACAGAUCUUGAACUGGACUCUCAGCUCAAAGAAGAGUAUAUCUGCAUGUAUUGUAAACACUUAGGAGCUGAGAUGGAUCCCUUACAGCCAGGCGAUGGAGUAGAGAUGGAGGAACUCACUACAGAUUAUAACAACGAAAUGGAAGUUGAAGGAUCCGAAGAUCACCAAAUGAUAUUUCUGGAGCAAGCAGUUGAUAAAGAUGUCACUGAUCAGCAGUCCACACCUGGAAUUGUUCCAGAUGCAGUUCAAGUCCAUACUGAAGAGCAGCAGAAAAAUAAUCCUUCAGAAAGUCUUGAUACAGACGAUCUUCUCAUUUCUGAAUCAUCUCACAAUAAAAUGAAUCCUGAAUUGGAAAAUGAAAUUUCUCAUGAAAUUGGUGGUGAAAAAAUGGAAAUGCCAUCCAAAGUGAUGCUUAUUCAAGAUGAAGAUCAAAAUGAAGAAAAAAUGGAAGUGACAGAGAGCACUGACGUUCUCCCACAGCAGACCAUCCUGCAGCAAGAGGAGCUGCAGUUGUUAGAGGAAUCCAAGAUGGUGGAAUUCAAAGAAGAACCAAGGCUUCCAAACUCAGUCAUUGAAUCUGUCACCAUUCCACGAGAAGCCUUAGUGCCCUCAAGUGAGGAAAGUACUUCAUUGUGUUCUAAGGAACAGUUGGUUACAGAAAGGUUGCAAGAAAAAAUGGAACAGAAAGAAAAUUCUGAAUUCUCCACUGAGUUCAUGGACUUUGAAAUGACUCCUGCAGUGGAGAGUUGUAUCAAAGAGGGUUCAUGUCACGGAGACAAAUCUGUGAAGUUGCCACCUGAGGCUGUGGCAGCAUUUUCAUCAGCAGCAGACGCAAGCAAGGCAAGAUCGUCUUCCUCUCCAACACUUGCUUCAGACUUGCCUUCACAUGCCAUGCUGCACGGUUACCCUUCGACUCUUGGUUCCUCUGCUGGAAAUAUCAUGCCAACAACUUACAUCUCAGUCACUCCAAAAAUUGGCAUGGGUAAACCAGCUAUUACCAAAAGAAAAUUUUCUCCUGGUAGACCCAGAUCCAAACAGGGGGCUUGGAGUACCCAUAAUACAGUGAGCCCACCUUCCUGGUCCCCAGACAUUUCAGAAGGUCGGGAAAUUUUUAAACCCAGGCAGCUUCCUGGCAGUGCCAUUUGGAGCAUCAAAGUGGGCCGGGGCUCUGGAUUCCCAGGCAAGCGGAGGCCUCGCGGUGCAGGACUGUCAGGACGAGGUGGCAGAGGCAGGUCCAAAUUGAAAGGUGGAAUUGGAGCUGUUGUACUACCUGGGGUGUCUACUGCAGAUAUUUCAUCAAGUAAGGAUGAAGAAGAAAACUCUAUGCACAAUACAGUUGUGUUGUUUUCUAGUAGUGACAAGUUCACUUUGCAUCAGGAUAUGUGUGUGGUCUGUGGCAGUUUUGGCCAAGGAGCAGAAGGACGACUACUUGCUUGUUCUCAAUGUGGUCAGUGCUACCAUCCGUACUGUGUCAGUAUUAAGAUCACUAGAGUGGUUCUCAGCAAAGGCUGGAGGUGUCUGGAGUGCACUGUGUGUGAGGCCUGUGGGAAGGCGACUGACCCAGGAAGACUCCUCCUGUGUGAUGACUGCGACAUAAGUUACCAUACCUACUGCCUGGACCCACCUUUGCAGACAGUCCCCAAAGGAGGCUGGAAGUGCAAAUGGUGUGUCUGGUGCAGACACUGUGGAGCUACAUCUGCGGGUCUGAGGUGUGAAUGGCAGAACAAUUACACACAGUGCGCCCCUUGUGCCAGCUUGUCUUCCUGCCCGGUCUGCUAUCGGAACUACAGAGAAGAAGACCUUAUUCUGCAGUGCAGACAGUGUGAUAGAUGGAUGCACGCAGUUUGUCAAAACUUAAAUACUGAGGAGGAAGUGGAAAAUGUAGCAGACAUUGGUUUUGAUUGUAGCAUGUGCAGACCCUAUAUGCCUGCGUCAAAUGUGCCUUCCUCAGACUGCUGCGAAUCUUCAUUGGUAGCACAAAUUGUCACAAAAGUAAAAGAGCUAGAUCCACCUAAGACCUACACCCAGGAUGGUGUGUGUUUGACUGAAUCAGGGAUGACUCAGUUACAGAGCCUCACAGUUACAGUUCCAAGAAGAAAACGGUCCAAACCAAAAUUGAAAUUGAAGAUUAUAAAUCAGAACAGUGUGGCUGUUCUUCAGACCCCUCCAGACAUCCAGUCAGAGCAUUCAAGGGAUGGUGAAAUGGAUGAUGGUCGAGAAGGAGAACUUAUGGAUUGCGAUGGAAAAUCAGAAUCUAGUCCUGAACGGGAAGCUGUGGAUGACGAAGCUAAGGGAGUAGAAGGAACAGAUGGUGUCAAAAAGAGAAAAAGGAAGCCAUACAGACCAGGCAUUGGUGGAUUCAUGGUACGGCAAAGAAGUCGAACAGGGCAAGGAAAAACCAAGAGAUCUGUGAUCAGAAAAGAUUCCUCUGGCUCUAUUUCUGAGCAGUUACCUAGCAGAGAUGAUGGCUGGAGUGAGCAGUUACCAGAUGCUCUAGUUGACGAAUCAGUUUCUGUUGCUGAAAGUACUGAAAAAAUAAAGAAGAGAUACCGAAAAAGGAAAAAUAAGCUUGAAGAAACGUUCCCUGCCUACUUACAAGAAGCUUUCUUUGGAAAAGAUCUUCUAGAUACAAGCAGACAAAACAAGCUGAGUUUAGAUUAUCUAGCAGAAGAUGCAGCUCAACUUUCCUAUAAAACAAAUAUGAAUACAGGUUUCCUGGAUCCAUCCUUAGAUCCACUGCUUAGUUCAUCCUCAGCUCCAGCAAAACCUGGAACACAGGGUUCUGCUGAUGACCCUCUGGCUGAUAUUUCUGAAGUCUUAAACACAGAUGAUGACAUUCUUGGAAUGAUCUCAGAUGACCUAGCAAAGUCGGUUGAUCAUUCAGGUCUUGAUUUAUGCACUUUCCAGGUUGAGAACUCACCUUUUCCAUUUGAUAUUGGUCCCAUUGCUGAUGAUCCCUCCUCUUUGCCUCAGCCAAGUGUUGGUCAGAGUUCACGACCAUUAAGCGAAGAGCAGCUAGAUGGAAUCCUCAGUCCUGAGCUAGACAAAAUGGUCACAGAUGGAGCAAUUCUUGGAAAGUUAUAUAAAAUUCCAGAGCUGGGAGGAAAGGAUGUCGAGGACUUGUUCACUGCAGUACUUAGCCCUGUGACCGCUCAACCAGCUCCAUUGCCACAGCCUCCUGCUGCACCACAGCUGUUGCCAGUGCACAAUCAGGAUGUUUUUUCACGGAUGCCACUCAUGAAUGGCCUUAUUGGACCCAGCCCUCAUCUCCCACAUAGCUCUUUGCCUCCUGGAAGUGGAUUGGGGUCUUUCUCUGCUAUAGCACAAUCCCCUUACACUGAUGCCAGGGAUAAAAAUCCAGCAUUUAAUCCAAUAGCAAGUGAUCCUAACAGCUCCUGGACACCAUCAGCUGCCCCCGUGGAGGGGGAAAAUGACACAAUGUCGAAUGCCCAGCGGAGUACACUCAAGUGGGAGAAGGAGGAAGCUCUGGGGGAGAUGGCCACGGUAGCUCCAGUUCUCUACACCAACAUUAAUUUCCCUAAUUUAAAGGAAGAAUUCCCCGACUGGACUACUCGAGUGAAGCAAAUUGCUAAAUUGUGGAGAAAAGCAAGCUCUCAGGAAAGAGCUCCAUAUGUGCAAAAAGCCAGAGAUAACAGAGCUGCUUUACGUAUUAAUAAAGUCCAGAUGUCUAACGAUUCUAUGAAAAGGCAGCAGCAGCAGGACAGCGUCGAUCCCAGCUCUCGCAUCGAUUCAGAUCUUUUUAAAGAUCCAUUAAAGCAAAGAGAAUCAGAACAUGAACAGGAGUGGAAAUUUAGACAGCAAAUGCGUCAGAAAAGUAAGCAGCAAGCUAAGAUUGAAGCCACACAGAAACUGGAACAAGUGAAAAAUGAGCAGCAGCAGCAGCAGCAACAGCACCACCACCACCACCACCAACAGCAGCAGCAGCAGCAGCAGCAGCAGCAGCAGCAACAGCUUAGUUCCCAGCAUCUUCUGGUGCCAUCUGGGUCAGAUACUCCAAGCAGUGGGGUCCAGAGUCCCUUGACACCUCAGCCUGGCAGUGGAAACAUGUCUCCUGCACAGGCAUUCCAUAAAGACCUGUUCUCAAAACAGCUGCCUGGUGUCCCUGCCCCCACGCCUUCAGAUGAUGUGUUUGUCAAGCCACAAGCUCCACCCCCUCCUCCAGCCCCGAACCGGGUGCCCAUUCAGGAGAGUCUUUCUCAGUCUCAGACUUCUCAACCACCUUCUCCACAAAUGUUUUCUCCUGGGUCUUCUAGUUCCCGGCCACCAUCUCCAUCGGAUCCUUAUGCAAAAAUGGUUGGUACCCCUAGACCCCCUCCUGGGGGCCAUAGCUUUCCCAGAAGAAAUUCUGUCACACCAGUGGAAAACUGUGUGCCUUUAUCAUCCAUACCAAGGCCCAUUCAGAUGAGUGAGACCACAGCCACUAGGCCACCCCCGGCCAGAGACCUGUGUUCUUCCUCAACAACAAUUAGUGACCCCUAUGCAAAACCUCCUGACACACCUAGGCCUUUAAUGACAGAUCAGUAUCCCAAACCUUUGGGCCCAUCCCGGUCUCCUGUAGUUUCAGAACAAACUGUAAGAGGUCCUCCAGCAGGUGGAACCAGUGAUCACUUUUCUAAACCCUCUCCUAGGGCAGAUACAUUUCAAAGACAACGGGUACCUGACCCAUAUGCACGACCUUUGCUCACACCUGCGCCACUUGAUAGUGGUCCUGGACCUUUUAAGGCUCCACUGCACCCUCCUCCAUCCUCUCAGGAUUCUUAUGGGUCAGUGUCCCAGUCAUCAAGGCGACUGUCUGUUGACACUUACGAAAGGCCUACCUUGACACCAAGACCUGUAGAUAAUUUUUCUCAGAGUCAGUCAAAUGACCCAUAUAGCCAGCCUCCCCUAACUCCACAUCCAGCAGUGAAUGAAUCUUUUCCCCAUUCUUCAAGGGCUUUUUCUCAGCCUGGAACUAUAUCAAGGUCAGCAUCUCAGGACCUGUAUUCCCAGUCCCCAGGAACUCCACGACCUGUAGAUUCUUAUUCCCAACCCUCAGGAACAGCUCGGUCCAGCACAGACCCUUAUUCUCAACCUCCUGGAACUCCCCGGCCUACCACCAUGGACCCAUAUAGUCAGCAACCACCAACCCCCAGGCCAUCUGCACAGACAGAAGUGUUUGUUACACCUGCAGCUAAUCAGAGGCACUCUGAUCCAUAUGCUCAUCCUCCUGGAACACCAAGGCCUGGAAUUUCUGUUCCCUACUCUCAACCACCAGCAACACCAAGACCAAGGACUUCAGAGGGUUAUACUAGGUCCUCAGGUGCAAGACCAGCCCUCAUAUCAAAUCAGGAUCCUUUCCUGCAAGCACCACAACACCGAGUGCCAGCUUUACCUGGCCCUUUGGUAAGGCCACCUGAUACAUGUUCCCAAACACCAAGGCCACCUGGACCUGGCCUUGCAGACUCGUUCAGCCGUGUUUCCCCAUCUACUGCCCGUGAUCCCUAUGAUCAACCUCCAAUGACUCCAAGGCCUCAGUCUGACUCGUUUGGGACUGGUCAAGUUGCUCGUGAUGUUUCUGACCAGUCAGGGCCUGGGUCAGAGGGGAGCUUCAGCACACCUGCAGACUCUCCCAUGAGUUCCCAAGGCCAGCAGUUCUCUGGUGUCUCCCAGGUUGCUGGACCUGCACCAACUUCUGGGGGAACUGACACACAGAACACUGUAAAUAUGUCUCAAGCAGAUGCAGAGAAACUGAGACAGCGGCAGAAACUACGCGAAAUCAUUCUCCAGCAGCAGCAACAAAAGAAGAUUGCCAGUCGACAGGAGAAGGGGCCUCAGGACACACCCGGCGUGCCUCACCCGGUGCCCCUUCCGCACUGGCAGCCAGAGAGUAUCAACCAGGCUUUCGCUCGGCCUCCACCCCCUUAUCCUGGGAAUAUUCGAUCACCUAUUGUCCCUCCUGUAGGACCUAGAUACGCUGUUUUCCCCAAAGAUCAGCGUGCACCCUAUCCUCCUGAUGUUCCUGGUAUGGGGAUGAGGCCACAUGGAUUUAGAUUUGGGUUUCCAGGAGGUAGUCAUAGUACGGUAUCCAGUCAGGAUCGAUUCCUUGUGCCUCCUUCACAAAUACCAGGACCUGGAGUUCCUCCGCACCUGAGAAGAUCCAUGUCUGUAGAAAUGCCUGGGCCUUUAAAUAACUCACAGAUGAAUAAUCCGGUUGGACUUCCUCAGCAUUUUCCACCCCAAAACUUGCCAGUUCAGCAGCAUAACAUACUGGGCCAGGCGUUUAUUGAAUUGAGGCACAGGGUCCCAGACGGAAGGCCACGUCUGCCCUUCCCUGCUUCUGCCAACGUUAUAGAGCCACCGUCUCAUCCCAGACCUGGAAAUUUCAUUCCUCGCCCAGACUUCCCAGGCCCAAGACACACAGACUCCAUGAGACGACUUCCCCAGGGUCUACCUCAUCAGCUCCCCGUGCAUCCAGAUGUGGAACCAGUGGCACCACCUCAGCAGGAGCAGGGCCACCCUGCCCAUCCAUCCUCUGUAGUCAUGAGACCUCUGGGUCAUUCCUUGGGUGGUGGGUUUUCUGAGGCUCCUUUGUCAACAUCUGCAUCAGCUGAAAGAGCAUCUGGUAAUGUACAGAUGGCUGGCCAGUCUUCUGAUGGUCUGGAGGAAAAACUUGAUUCUGAUGACACUUCUGUGAAAGAACUGGAUGUUAAAGACCUUGAGGGAGUUGAAGUCAAAGACUUGGAUGAUGAAGAUCUUGAAAAUUUAAAUUUAGACACAGAGGAUGGCAAGGGAGAUGAAUUGGAUACUUUAGGUAAUUUGGAAACUAAUGAUCCCAACCUGGAUGACCUCUUAAGGUCAGGAGAGUUUGAUAUCAUUGCAUACACCGAUCCGGAACUUGACCUGGGAGAUAAGAAAAGCAUGUUUAAUGAGGAACUAGACCUUAAUGUUCCAAUUGAUGAUAAAUUAGAUAAUCAGUGUGUAUCUGAACCCAAAAAAAAGGAACAAGAAGACAAAGCUGUGGUUCUUUCUGAUAGCCAUUUGCCACUGAAAAAAUCCACUGUUACCAGUGAGAUAAAAACAGAAGUCCUAUCUCCAAAUUCCAAAGAAGAAGCCAAAUGUGAAAUUGAGAAAAGUGAUGAGACUAAAGAUGCUUUGAUCCCUUCCAGCCCCCAGGCUUCUGCUCACACAGACCUGAAUGAUGGGGAAAAGACUCCUUUGUCUCCUUCGAAUUCAGACCUGCUUGAGAAAAGAAAUAAUCAAGAAACUGCUGGCUCCAGUGAAAGUGUCAUUCAGGGAUCCGCCUCACGGCCCGCUCAAGAUGUAGUGAACUCUUGUGACAUAACUGGGGCAACUCCAGUUCUCUCAAGUCUGCUUGCCAAUGAGAAAUCUGAUCCUUCAGACGUGAGGUCUUUGGGGUCUUCCCCGCCACCGCUGCCAGCCUCACCCCCCAGUCGUGUGUCAAGUUUGCCUCCUACUUUAGUGGCACCACCUGGCCCUGGUCUGGAUGAUGCUGUGAAUUCUAAUGUGACUGUGGUCUCCAGAGUGAACCAUGCUUUUCCUCAGGGAGUGCAGGUAAAUCCAGGAUUUAUUCCUGGUCAGUCAUCAGUUAACCACAGUUUGGGGACAGGAAAACCUGCAAAUCAGACCAUGCCUCUCACAAGUCAGUCUGGUCCCAGUGGCAUGUCGGGACCCCAGCAGCUCAUGAUUCCUCAAACAUUAACCCAGCAGAGUAGAGAGAGGCCCCUCCUCCUUGAGGAGCAGCCCCUGCUUCUGCAGGAUCUUCUGGAUCAGGAGCGCCAAGAACAGCAGCAGCAAAGACAGAUGCAAGCCAUGAUUCGGCAGCGGUCAGAACCAUUCUUCCCUAAUAUUGAUUUUGAUGCAAUCACAGAUCCUAUAAUGAAAGCCAAAAUGGUGGCUCUCAAAGGCAUAAACAAAGUGAUGGCACAGAGCAGCCUGGGCAUGCCGCCAAUGGUGAUGAGCAGGUUCCCCUUCAUGGGCCCACCAGCGGCUGGAACACAGGGCAGUGAAGGACAGAACCUGGUUCCUCAGGCUGUUGCGCAGGAUGGCAGUAUAACACAUCAGAUUUCUAGGCCUAAUCCUCCAAAUUUUGGUCCAGGCUUUGUCAACGACUCACAACGCAAACAGUAUGAAGAAUGGCUUCAGGAGACCCAGCAACUUCUUCAGAUGCAGCAGAAGUAUCUUGAAGAGCAAAUUGGUGCACACAGAAAAUCUAAGAAGGCCCUUUCAGCUAAACAGCGCACUGCCAAGAAGGCAGGGCGGGAAUUCCCGGAAGAGGAUGCAGAGCAGCUGAAGCACGUCACUGAGCAGCAAAGCAUGGUUCAGAAGCAGCUGGAGCAGAUUCGUAAACAACAGAAAGAACAUGCUGAGUUGAUUGAAGAUUAUCGCAUCAAACAACAACAGCAGCAGCAGUGUGCCCUGGGCCCCCCCAUCCUAAUGCCAGGUGUCCAGCCCCAGCCACCCCUAGUUCCAGGUGCCACCCCACCCACCAUGAGCCAACCUAAUUUCCCUAUGGUGCCGCAGCAGCUGCAGCACCAGCAGCAUACAGCAGUCAUUCCUGGCCACACUAGCCCUGCUCGAAUGCCCAGUCUACCUGGCUGGCAACCUUCCAAUGCUUCAGCUCACCUGCCCCUCAAUCCUCCUCGGAUUCAACCCCCAAUUGCCCAAAUACCAAUGAAACCUUGCACAUCAGCCCCAGGAUCAGUUUCCAGUGCAAACCCACAAAGUGGACCACCACCCCGGGUAGAAUUUGAUGAUAACAACCCCUUCAGUGAAAGUUUUCAAGAACGGGAGCGGAAGGAACGUUUACGAGAACAGCAAGAAAGGCAAAGAAUCCAGCUGAUGCAAGAAGUAGACAGACAGAGAGCUUUGCAGCAGAGGAUGGAAAUGGAACAGCAUGGCCUCCUGGGCUCUGAGCUGGCCUGCAGGACAUCUGUGACCCAGAUUCCAUUCUACAGUGCUGACCGACCUUGUGAGUUUAUGCAGCAUCCAAGACCCCUUCAGCAGUCUCCACAACACCAACAGCAGAUGGGGCAGGUUUUACAGCAGCAGAAUGUACAACACAGAUCUGUUAAUUCACCCCCCACCCAAAAUUUCAUGCAAACCAAUGAACGAAGACAGGUGGUAGGACCUCCCUCAUUUGUUCCUGAUUCACCGUCUAUUCCUGGUGGAAGCCCAAACUUCCAUUCUGUUAAGCAGGGACAUGGAAGUCUUUCUGGAACCACCUUCCAGCAGUCCCCCUUGAGGCCUCCGUUCACCCCUGCUUUAUCAGUAACACCUCCAGUAGCAAACAGCAGUCUCCCCUGUGGCCCAGAUCCUGCCAUGACCCAUGGACAGAGUUAUCCGGGAUCAGCUCAAUCUCUCAUUCAGUUGUACUCUGAUAUAAUCCCUGAAGAAAAAGGGAAGAAGCGCAGAACAAGGAAGAAGAAGAAGGACGACGAUGCAGAGUCCACCAAAGCACCGUCGACUCCCCACUCAGACACAACUGCCCCCCCAACUCCAGGCCUCUCAGAAACUGCCUCCACGCCCUCGGCAAGCACACCUGGUGAGCGUCCUCAGCAGGGAGAGGAGGCAGGGCAGCCAGGUGGCCCAUCACCUGCCACUGUGGCGGCAGGGCAGCCGGGUGGCCCAUCACCUGCCAGUGUGGCGGCAGGGCAGCCAUGUGCAGAGUUGGAAAACAGACUUCCCAGUAGUGAUUUCUCACAAGGAGCUCCAAACCCACAGACUCACCCACACUCAGAGGUGGAUGAACUCUCCAUAGAAACCCCUGCCAAAACCGAAGAAGUAAAACUGGAAAAAGCUGAAUCAGAGCCAUGCCCUGGUCAAGAGGAGACUAAAUUGGAGGAGCAGACUGGUAGUAAGGAAGCAGACACUGCGGCUGGUCCCGUCUCCUUGGUGCAGAGUCCUCCCCAGUCAGCUGGGACCCCUGUUGCCAAAGGAGAGUCAGGAAAUGAACUUUUGAAACACUUGUUGAAAAAUAAGAAAUCCUCUUCCCUGUUAAGUCAAAGAUCAGAGGGCAGUUUCUCUUCAGAAGACAACAGUGCAAAAGAUAACAAACUGGUGGAGAAGCAGAACCCAGUGGAAGGAUUGCAAACUUUGGGGGCUCAAAUGCAAGGUGGUUUUGGAUGUGGCAACAACCAGUUGCCAAAAACAGAUGGAGGAGAAUCCAAGAAACAGCGAAGCAAACGGACUCAGAGGACUGGGGAGAAGGCAGCACCUCGCUCAAAGAAAAGGAAAAAAGAGGAAGAGGAGAAGCAGGCCAUGUUCUCCAAUUCCGACUGCUUCACCCAUCUGAAACAGCAGCUCUCUCUGCUCCCUCUAAUGGAACCGAUCAUUGGAGUGAACUUUGCGCACUUUCUUCCUUAUGGCAGUGGCCAAUUUAAUAGUGGGAAUCGACUUCUAGGAACUUUUGGCAGUGCUACCCUUGAAGGGGUUUCCGACUACUAUUCCCAGUUGAUCUACAAGAAUAAUUUAAGUAAUCCUCCAACACCCCCUGCCUCUCUUCCUCCUACACCACCUCCUAUGGCUUGUCAGAAGAUGGCAAAUGGUUUUGCAACAACUGAAGAACUUGCUGGAAAAGCUGGAGUGUUGGUGAGCCAUGAAGUUACCAAAGCUCUAGGACCGAAGCCAUUUCCACUGCCCUUCAGGCCACAGGAUGACUUGCUGGCCAGAGCUCUUGCUCAAGGCCCAAAGACAGUCGAUGUUCCAGCAUCACUCCCAACACCACCCCACAAUAAUCAGGAAGAAUUGAGGAUACAGGAUCACUGUGGUGAUCGGGAUACUCCUGACAGCUUUGUUCCCUCAUCCUCUCCCGAGAGUGUGGUUGGGGUGGAAGUGAGCAGGUAUCCAGAUCUGUCAAUGGUCAAGGAGGAGCCUCCAGAGCCAGUGCCAUCCCCCAUCAUUCCCAUUCUUCCCAGCACAACUGUGAAAAGUUCAGAAUCAAGAAGGAAUGACAUCAAAACUGAGCCAGGCACUUUAUUUUUUACAUCACCUUUUGGUUCAUCCCCAAAUGGUCCCAGAUCGGGUCUCAUAUCUGUAGCAAUUACCCUGCAUCCUACAGCUGCUGAGAACAUUAGCAGUGUUGUGGCUGCGUUUUCCGACCUCCUUCACGUCCGCAUUCCUAGCAGCUAUGAGGUUAGUGAUGCUCCAGAUGUUCCAUCCGUGGGUUUGGUCAGUGGCCACAGAGUAAACCCGGGUUUGGAGUAUCGGCAGCAUCUCCUUCUCCGUGGGCCUCCACCAGGAUCUGCACACCCUCCCAGAUUAGCCAGCUCUUACCGGCUGAAGCAGCCUCAUGCACCAUUUCCUCCAACAAGCAAUGGUCUAUCUGGAUAUAAGGACUCCAGUCACGGUGCCGCAGAAAGUGCCGCCCUCAGACCACAGUGGUGCUGCCACUGCAAGGUGGUCAUCCUGGGAAGUGGUGUGCGGAAAUCUCUCAAAGACAUGGCCUUCGUGUGCAAGGAUUCCCGAGACAGCACCAAGAGAAUGGAGAAGGACAUCGUCUUUUGUAGUAAUAACUGCUUUAUUCUUUAUUCAUCAACCGCACAAGCAAAAAACUCAGAAAACAAGGAGUCCACUCCUUCAUUGCCACAGUCACCCACGAGAGAGACACCGUCCAAAGUGUUCCACCAGUACAGCAACAACACCUCCACGUUGGAUGUGCACUGCCUCCCCCGGCUCCAGGAAAAAGCCUCCCCGCCUCCUUCACCUCCCAUCAGCUUUCCUCCGGCCUUCGAAGCAGCCAGAGUAGAAGCCAAACCCGAUGAGCUCAAGGUGACAGUGAAGCUGAAACCUCGGCUCAGGACCGUCCAUGGUGGGUUUGAAGACUGUAGACCGCUGAACAAAAAGUGGAGAGGAAUGAAAUGGAAGAAAUGGAGCAUCCAUAUUGUCAUCCCCAAGGGGACCUUCAAGCCACCGUGUGAGGAUGAGAUAGAUGAGUUUCUGAAGAAGUUAGGCACUUCUCUUAAACCUGAUCCUGUGCCCAGAGACUGUCGGAAGUGUUGCUUCUGCCAUGAAGAGGGGGACGGGUUGACAGAUGGGCCUGCGAGGCUGCUCAACCUUGACUUGGACCUGUGGGUCCACUUGAAUUGUGCUCUGUGGUCCACAGAGGUCUAUGAGACUCAGGCUGGUGCCUUAAUAAACGUAGAGUUAGCUCUGAGGAGAGGCCUGCAGAUGAAAUGUGUCUUCUGUCAUAAGACAGGUGCCACCAGUGGAUGUCACAGAUUUCGAUGCACCAACAUUUAUCACUUCACAUGCGCCAUCAAAGCACAAUGCAUGUUUUUUAAGGACAAAACUAUGCUUUGCCCCAUGCACAAACCAAAGGGAAUCCAUGAACAGGAGCUGAGCUACUUUGCGGUCUUCAGGAGGGUCUACGUGCAGCGCGACGAGGUGCGGCAGAUCGCCAGCAUUGUGCAGCGGGGAGAGCGGGACCACACCUUCCGUGUGGGGAGCCUCAUCUUCCACACCAUCGGCCAGCUGCUCCCGCAGCAGAUGCAGGCGUUCCACUCAGCCAAGGCUCUCUUCCCCGUGGGCUACGAAGCCAGCCGCCUGUACUGGAGCACGCGCUAUGCCAACAGGCGCUGCCGCUACCUCUGCUCCAUCGAGGAGAAGGACGGGCGCCCAGAGUUUGUCAUCAGGAUCGUGGAGCAAGGCCACGAGGACCUCGUCCUGAGUGACACAUCACCUAAAGGUGUCUGGGAUAAGAUCUUGGAGCCUGUGGCCUGCGUGAGGAAGACAUCUGAAAUGCUCCAGCUUUUCCCUGCCUAUUUGAAGGGAGAAGACCUGUUUGGCCUGACCGUCUCCGCAGUGGCACGGAUAGCGGAAUCACUACCUGGGGUUGAGGCAUGUGAAAACUACACCUUCCGAUACGGCCGGAAUCCGCUCAUGGAACUGCCCCUUGCCGUUAACCCCACAGGUUGUGCCCGUUCCGAACCUAAAAUGAGUACCCACGUCAAGAGGUUUGUGUUAAGGCCGCACACCUUGAACAGCACCAGCACCUCCAAGUCCUUUCAGAGCACGGUCACCGGGGAGCUGAAUGCGCCUUACAGUAAGCAGUUCGUCCACUCCAAGUCGUCGCAGUACCGGAGGAUGAAGACCGAGUGGAAAUCCAAUGUCUAUCUGGCACGGUCUCGGAUCCAGGGCCUGGGCCUCUACGCUGCCCGAGACCUAGAGAAGCACACCAUGGUCAUCGAGUACAUCGGGACCAUCAUCCGGAAUGAAGUAGCCAACCGGAAAGAGAAACUCUAUGAGUCCCAGAACCGUGGCGUGUACAUGUUCCGGAUGGACAGCGACCACGUGAUCGAUGCAACACUCACGGGAGGGCCUGCAAGAUACAUCAACCAUUCGUGUGCGCCCAACUGUGUGGCUGAAGUGGUGACUUUUGAGAGAGGACACAAAAUCAUCAUCAGCUCCAAUCGGAGAAUCCAGAAAGGAGAAGAGCUCUGCUACGACUACAAGUUCGACUUCGAGGACGACCAGCACAAGAUCCCGUGUCACUGUGGAGCCGUGAACUGCCGGAAGUGGAUGAACUGAAUGCAUUCCUUGCCAUCUCAGCGGGCGGCUUGUCCCCAGCAAGAGGCGACUCUACACACCAUUGGAGUUUUGCAGACAGAAAGAUGUUUUUGUUUUCUGUUUUACGACUUUUUGAAAAAUAGCUUCUGGGAGUUCUGGUUUCCUCAGCCCUUGAGGCUAAGGAGGCGCAGGAGGAAGCGGAGGUUCAACAGAGGCACAGGAUGGUCCAGCACUUUCGCUUGUUUUUCUUUUUUCUUUCUUUUCCUUUCUUUGUUUCCCUGUGGGUGGGUUUUGUUUUGUUUUGUUUUGUUCUGUUUCCUUAAUCUCACUAAGGAGAAACUUUUACUGGGGCAAAGAGCCGAUGGCCACCCUGCCCCAGGGCAGGGGCCUCCUAUGAAUGUAAGACUGCAAUCACCAGCCAGGGCGUCCAGAGUGCUGGCCACGCCCCCUGCGGCAGGCCUCUGGGCGAGUGAAGUGGACACCACUGAACAGGAAUGUACUGAGAUGACUUCCUUAGGGGUAGAGCUAAGGGAUAACGACUUGCACUAAAUACAUUUAAUACUUGAUUCCAUGAGUCAGUUUAUUGUAGUUUUUGAUUUCUGUAAAAUAAGAGAAACUUUUUGUAUUUAUUAUUGAAUAAGUGAAUGAAGCUAUUUUUAAAUAAAAGUUAGAAGAAAGCCAAGCUGCUGCUGUUCCCUGCAGACUAACGGACCCUGUCACUUUGUACAAACUUGUAAAUAUUUUGAGAAAAAAAAUACAGUAUAAAAAUAGUUAUUGACCAAAUGCUACCAGGCUCUGCAGCAGCUCGGUGCUUAUAAAACGUCAUAGGGAUGUCACAAUAUAAUUUUGUGUUAUUAAAUAUGCCAUUAUAAUUAUAUAACAACCAAAAUUUCAACCUGGAGUGUUUGGGGUUUUUUGGAAACUAGACUAUUAGUACUUGUUUUAUACACCUAACUUCUGACGGAACAGAGUGUCUGCCAUGACUACAACUUUUAUAGCUGUUUGGGUAAUUUUAACUGAUUUUUUUCAUAUUAUAUUGUUGCAUCCCUACUUCUUCAGUCAGGUUUUUUGUGCUUACGAUUUGUGAUAACUGUGAAUAACUGCUUACAAAUACACCCAAAUGGAGGCUGAACUUUUUCUUCAGCAAAAGUAGUUUUGAUUAGAAGUUCGUUUCAGAUCACAGAGAAUCAUGUAAACAGAAUAGGAUCAUGUAGCAGAACUUAACCUAACUUUAGCCUUCUAUUCAACACAAGAAUUGAAAAAGGAAAAAAAAGAGAGAGGAUCAUGCUCGCAUCUGCAGGACUCUGGCAAUAGGGUUUUUCGAAGAUGUAAUUUUAAAAUGUGUUUGUAUGAACUGUUUGUUUACAUUUCUUUAAUAAAAACACACACUGUUUUGUGUUUGCUUGUAGAACCUUAAUCAGCAUUCUGACCCGGGUGGCUUCCGACCGUGUGCCUGGGGUUCUGGUACUGACACUUCACAGCGUUAGGGUGACGUCUGCAGCACGGCUGAGCUGUGUGCGCCGGGCCGCAGGCCUCACCUGUCCUGUAUAUGGCAUGAUGUAUUUUUAUCUUACAGAAUAAAUCAACUGUAUAUAUUUUUCUCUUGAUAAAUAGCUGUAUGAAAUUUGUUUCUUGAAUAUUUUUCUUCUCUUGUACAAUAUUCUGACAUCCUACCAGUAUUUGUCCUACCGGGUUUUUGUUGUUUUCUGUUAUGUAUAAUAGUAUCUGACGUUGGCAAAAAUUGAAUUUUUGAAGUAUACAGAGUGUUAUGGGUUUUGGAAUUUGUGGACACAGAUUUAGAAGAUCACCAUUUACAAAUAAAAUAUUUUACAUCUAUAACAGC